AUGCUAGAAGCAUCCUUGUCAAGCAUAGCUCAAAGAAACUCCUGCCCAUCAUCUGGUUGCUCUGUCAAUAGUGAACAAUUAGCUGCAGAUCCCCUACAUAAAAAUCAGGUUUCUUCACCAUUACUCAAGACUGAAAACAACUCAGCACUUAGUUACCCAUCUUCGUUUUAUACAAUAAGGAGCAGUGCACUCCCCAACAAUCACCAGUCAACUGGGAUUCACGAGUCUAGCCCGCUCAGUGAUCACUCCGAGGGGACCAAUUCUAGCUCAGUGGAAGAUGAGCAUCUAGAUACAUCUGAAAUUGCUUUCCAAGUGAAGGAACAACUGCUAAAACAUAACAUUGGACAGCGUGUAUUUGGCCACUAUGUUUUGGGGCUCUCUCAGGGCUCAGUAAGUGAGAUUCUGGCACGUCCUAAACCUUGGCGGAAACUUACGGUUAAAGGGAAGGAGCCGUUCAUUAAGAUGAAACAGUUUCUAUCAGAUGAGCAGAACGUUCUAGCACUCAGAACUAUACAGGUGCGGCAAAGAGGAAGCAUCACACCUAGAAUUCGGACUCCAGAAACCGGCUCAGAUGAUGCCAUCAAAAAUAUUCUAGAGCAAGCAAAAAAAGAGAUUCAGUCUCAGAAAGGGGGUGAAACAAAAGGUUCGAGUGUUCCAUUAUCAUCAACUUCCAGUGUUAACAACAGUUCGGAAGAUGCAAUAAAGAGCAUCUUGGAGCAGGCUAGGCGUGAGAUGCAGGCACAGCAGCAGGCACUGCUGGAAAUUGAAUCAGGGAGUAACCAUAGGCCUAUUCCUACACCACCAAAUGAGCGUCCAGUUCUCACUCCUACAACACACACAACCCCUCAUAUCUAUAUUAAACAGGAGGAGGGCACCCUUCCUGCCAGCACAAGUGCCACACAAACACCACUGAGUGUGCUGUCCCCAGCAGCUUUUGUACAAAACAUCAUCCGCAAAGUGAAGUCAGAGAUUGGUGAUGCCGGAUCAUACUUUGACCAGCAUUGGGCAUCAGAAAAAAAUGUCCUGAGCCAUCCAUAUACCUCUGUGUCUCCCUCACUAUCUUCAUCGUCAUCAAGUUACUCCAGUAUGGUUAAUGGGCGAGCUUGGAAGAGAGGAGAUAAUGGGGAGAAUGUUAACAAUGAGGAAGAUAUAUCUACUGUGGAAGAAGCACACAAGAUAAUGGAAGUGAAAACAGAGUCUGGAAGCCUGGAUAAUCAGAAUAUCAGUCAGCUUUCAUACUACCCUGCAUACGUUCCAAGAAACCUCAAGCCUACGGUACCUCCUCUGACCCCGGAGCAGUAUGAAAUGUACAUGUACAGGGAGGUAGAUACGCUGGACCUGACAAGACAGGUUAAAGAAAAACUUGCCAAAAAUGGCAUUUGCCAGAGAAUCUUUGGAGAAAAGGUUCUUGGAUUAUCCCAGGGCAGUGUCAGUGACAUGCUGUCAAGACCUAAACCAUGGAGUAAAUUAACCCAGAAAGGCCGAGAACCAUUCAUUCGAAUGCAGCUCUGGCUGACAGAUCAGCUUGGCCAAGGGAUUACCCAGCAACCGGCCCUGUCCCAAGCAAGCCCUUUGGAAAUGCAGCCAUCCCCAUCUCCACCACCAAGCCCUUCAGAUCAAGAAAGAAGUUCAGCUGAGCCUGUUAUGCUGAGCCUUGAAAGCAGCAAAGAAAAUCAGCAGCCAGAAAGCCGAUCCACUUCUUCCUUGAGUGGCCGAACCUUCCCAGGUCCUCACCAGUUGGCAGCAGCUGGAAUCCAGGAGAUUGUGGCCAUGUCUCCAGAGCUGGACACGUAUUCCAUUACAAAGAGGGUGAAGGAAGUGCUGACUGACAAUAAUUUAGGUCAGAGGUUGUUUGGAGAAAGCAUCUUGGGGUUGACUCAGGGUUCUGUAUCAGACCUGCUGUCCAGGCCCAAACCAUGGCAUAAGCUCAGUCUGAAAGGCAGGGAGCCAUUCGUCCGCAUGCAACUCUGGCUGAGUGAUCCACACAACAUUGAAAAACUCAGAGACAUGAAGAAAAUGGAGAAGAAGGCAUAUCUUAAACGGCGCUAUGGACUGAUAAGUGCCGGCUCAGACAGUGAAUCGUCGACUGCUAGAACAGAGUGUGUGAGUCCCAAUCUCCAGGCACAGGACUACAACCUCAUCCAGCUAAAGAAACCAAGAGUGGUGCUGGCAACGGAAGAAAAGGAAGCCUUGAAAAAGGCCUAUCAGAUGGAACCAUAUCCUUCCCAACAGACCAUUGAACUGUUGUCAUACCAACUGAACCUCAAGACAAACACUGUCAUUAACUGGUUUCAUAACUACAGGUCUCGAAUGCGCAGGGAGAUUCUGGUGGAAGGUCAGCAGGACAAUGACACCGAUCAAGAACCAAGCAGUUGUGAUAGCUUCACAUCAGCAGCUGCCCCACAUAGAGACCUGACUGCUCAUAGUCCGGAUUCUGAAACAGGAGACCAGAAACCUGUAAUAAGUGAUCUGAAACAUUUGCUGAACAGUAACUGCUACCCUAAAGAGAUGAAAAGUACUGUGAACAUUAAAAAUGAGAACACAGAGGAAGAAGAUGAUUAUGAUUCUUCCAAUCAUUGUGAGUCUUGUGGCUCUGGAACAGCAUCGGGAAAGUGUUGUGAAUCUGAGCCAUCCAGAGCACUUAGAGAAAAGCAGCUGAUGUCCCCUCAUUGUGAUGGUGCCCAGAGACUAAACUAUUUACGAAAGGGCAGUUCGGUGCAUGAGAACUCCCAUCAACCCACAACUCAUGACUGUGCUUCUGUGCUUUCCCAUAAAGAUAGCAUGGUAACAGACCGACCACAAGCUGACCCCAUCAGUUUCAAAUCCACAGUAGAAUCUUCCCGAUGCAGCUUGGAGGUUUCUCUAAACUCACCAUCAGCAGCUUCGUCCCCAGGCCUCAUGAUGUCCGUCUCUCCUGUACCUUCAUGUUCAGCUCCCAUUUCUCCAUCCUUGCCUAACAGCAUGCCUAUUAAGGCUCAUUCUUCCAGCCCGACUUGCGAUAUUGCCCCAUUACAUCCGUCCACAAAGCAUAGCCCCAACAACCAGAAGAGGAAUGAAAAAAUGGCAAAUCUUAAUAAUAUUAUCCAUAGGCUUGAAAGAGCUGCAAAUAAGGAAGAGACUCUGGAAUGGGAGUUUUAA
Molecule: messenger RNA, 3138 nt
Organism: Staurois parvus
Lineage: Eukaryota; Metazoa; Chordata; Amphibia; Anura; Ranidae
Source: the annotation of a GenBank genome assembly